AUGCAGUCGAUCCCCGCGCAUUCGCUCCUACCCGCGGGAAACCCCGCGAACGUCACCGCGCAGGUCGCCGUCCGCGCGCCCUCCCCGGCCGCGCCUCCGCCGAACACGAUGUCGCCUCUGACCACGGGCGCGGGCGUCGCCGUCGCGGGCGUCCUCGCGGGAACGAUGGCGGCGCGCAGGGUCAGGGCGAGCGCCGUCGCGGAGCCGCGAGGGUCGGAUCGCGUCGCGAUGCCGGGCCCCGCGUCGAAGGACGAGCUCGCCGCGUUCAACGAGGAGACGAUGGCGAAGUACGGCCUCCCCGAGAUCGUGAGAGAAGACGCGCACGUGAUGAAAGACGCGGACGGGUACUACGUCGUGAAGGAAGCGUUCCAAAAGCCGACGAACCCGUUCGAGCGCCUGAAGCUCGCGAAAGAUCCGAUGAAGGAGACGAUCCACAUGGCCGGCUUGGAAGCCGCCGCCGCCGCGUCCGCCGCGGACUUCGCCGCCUGGGACGAAGCGAUGAACGACCCGGACGAGGUCGAUCAGCGCUACAAGUGGGCGGGUCUGUUCCACCGACGGAAAAACCACUACGGCAGGUACAUGAUGCGCAUGAAGAUCCCGAACGGCGUCGUGUCCGCCGCGCAAGUGCGCCACCUCGCGCGCGUGGUGGCGUCGUGCGGCGAGGACGGCUGCGCGGACAUCACGACGCGGCAAAACUUUCAACUCCGCGGGCUGCAGCUCAAGGACGCGCCGGAGGUGCUCAAAGGCUGCGCGGACGUCGGUCUGUGCUCGCUGCAGAGCGGUCUGGACAACGUGCGGAACGCGACGGGGAACCCUCUCGCGGGGUUCGAUCCGCACGAGAUCGUGGACACGCGGCCCAUCACUCGCGCGCUUCAAGAUUAUGUCACCGGCGGCGGGCGAGGGAACGCGCUCAUCGCGAACCUCCCGAGGAAGUGGAACGUCUGCGUCGUCGGCGGGCCGGACUUUUACGAGCACCCGGACAUCAACGACCUCGCGUUCAUUCCCGCGGUGAACGCGGAGGGCGUCUUCGGGUUCAACGCGCUCGUGGGCGGGUUCAUCUCGGCGUCGAGAGCCGCGGAGGCGGUGCCCCUGAACGCGUGGGUCCCCGAGAGCGACGUCGUCGCGAUGACGCACGCGGUGCUGACGACGUUUCGCGAUUACGGGCACCGAGGGAACCGGCAGAAGUGCCGCAUGAUGUGGCUCGUGGAGGAGAUGGGUCUGGAAAAGUUCAAAGCCGAGGUCAAGUCGCGGAUGCCGGGCGAGAGGCUCGCGGACGCGGCGCCGAAAGAUUUGAUCGAGGACUCGCCGAUCGAGCGGCGGUCGUACCUCGGCGUGCAUCAGCAGAAGCAGGCUGGAUUGAAAUGGGUCGGCGCGUGCGUCCCCGGCGGGCGCCUGCAAGCCGAGGACUUGGAAGAGCUGGCGGACCUCGUGGAGACGUACGGCACCGGGGACGUUCGACUCACCGUGGAGCAGAAUUUCAUCAUCCCGAACGUCCCGGAGGAUAAAGUCGACGCCCUCCUCGAGGAACCGUUACUGAAGCGUUACACGCCGUUCCCGGGCAAGGUCGUCGCCGGGAUGGUCGCGUGCACGGGACGACAGUUCUGCGGGUUCGCGCAGAUCGAGACGAAGAAGGAGGCGUACGCCGUCGCGGAACACUUGGAGUCGACGUUGGACUUUCCAAACGGCGACCUGCGGAUGAUCUGGACCGGGUGCCCGAACUCGUGCGCGCCCGUGCAAGUUGCGGACAUCGGUCUGAUGGGAUGCCAGAUGAAGAACCCGACCGGGGAGAAGGGCAUGGUCGACGGCGUGAAUAUCUUCCUCGGCGGCACCGUCGGCCCCGGCGGGCAUCUGAAGGAACACCCGGAGAUGGAGAAAGUCGCGUGCGCGGACCUCCCGCGCGUGCUGGAAGACAUUUGCGUCGAACGCUUCGGCGCGAUCCGCAAGGCGACGCCGACCGCGAACCCGGGCAACGCGUCGAGGUGGAAGAUCAACAAGUCCGCGCAGUACACGAAGGGCACGCCGAAGGCGAUGGGUAAAGCGACGCACAUAUGCACCGCGUGCGGGUACAUCUACCAGGAGACCAAGCCGUUCGCGGAGCUGAGCGACGACUUCGUCUGUCCGGCGUGCUCCGCGGAGAAGUCUAAGUUCACCGCGAUGAAAGAGACCUCCGACCCGGUGUCUUCGCGCCCAGUGAAGACGUAUCCGCCCGGGACGCUCCUCGCGCUGCCCGGUCCCGGCGCCGCGGUGGCCCUGAAACUCAUCUCGAAGACGGACGUCUCCGCGGACGCGCGCGUGCUUCGAUUCGCGCUGCCGUCGGAGAAACACGUCCUCGGUCUUCCCGUGGGGCAGCACGUCCGCGUGUCGUUCGCGGACGCCGUCACCGGCGACGUCGUGACGCGACCGUACACGCCGAUCACGUCCGACGACGACCUCGGGUUCGUGGACUUUUGCGUCAAGGUGUACGACCAGGGCGUGAUGACGCGAAAGCUGGACGCGUUGAAACCGGGGGACGAGAUGACGUUCGAGGGGCCCGUCGGCUCGGUGACGUACACCGACCGCGGCGAGUUCACCGUCGUCGACGCCGCGACGGGCGACGCGGAGGUGCGAAAGGACGUGACGCAUCUCGGGAUGAUCGCCGGCGGGACCGGGAUCACGCCGAUGCUGCAGGUCAUCCGACAGGUGUUCAAAGACGUCGGGGACACGACGCGGGUGUCGCUGAUCUUCGCGAACAAGACGCCCGCGGACGUCCUCCUGAAGGCGGAUCUGGACGAGCUCGCGGAGGCGCACGCAAAUUUUUCCGUGCACUACGCCGUGGACGACCCCGGAGACGCCGCGGACGACUGGGACGGGUCCGUGGGGUUCGUGGACGCGAAGAUGAUCGACGCGCAUCUGCCGAAGGCGAACGGAGGGAAGACGCAGGUGCUAAUGUGCGGUCCGCCGGCGAUGAUGGAAAAGGCGGUGAGGCCCGCGUUGGAGAGCUUGGGGUUCGGGAAAGACGCGUACUUGGAGUUUUAAUUAAUUUUAAGCGGCGGCGCGCGGGCGGAAUCCCGAUAUGUUUUUUGCGACGCGCGCGAGUGUUGAAAUGAAAAUGAAUGAAUGCAUUGGAU
Molecule: messenger RNA, 3107 nt
Organism: Micromonas pusilla CCMP1545
Lineage: Eukaryota; Viridiplantae; Chlorophyta; Mamiellophyceae; Mamiellales; Mamiellaceae
Gene: NII
Product: nitrite reductase fusion with b5r chloroplast precursor
Exons: 3
Coding region: 1-3015 (1004 amino acids)
Molecular function (GO): iron-sulfur cluster binding; heme binding; oxidoreductase activity
Source: RefSeq, a predicted model, not a curated record